This is a messenger RNA of Gryllus bimaculatus (two-spotted cricket), 411 nucleotides long. The record is from the annotation of a GenBank genome assembly. NCBI's taxonomy places the organism in Eukaryota, Metazoa, Arthropoda, Insecta, Orthoptera, Gryllidae.
AUGUGCGUGGAAAGAAGUCAUAGAAAGUAUAUUCUGAGGUGGAGCGCGGCCCGGCUGGACAUCACCUUGGGCUUCACGCGCCAGCCCCAAGAUGUGGUGGCGGUACGCAGCCGGGCACUUCUGCUGGAAUGCGAGGUGUCCAGCACGGUGGAAUAUAACGUCACAUGGACUCACGAUGAUCGGCCGCUGCAGCUCACGUCAGAUUCCCGCCGUCAGCUGCUGGCAAACGGCUCUCUCUAUUUCAAAAAGGUUCAGUUCAAGAGGGCUGGCGCCCAUGACACGUCCGACCAGGGCGAGUACCGCUGCGUGGCCCGCAAUGCCGUGGGUGCCCUGGUGUCCAGGCCCGCGCAGUUACGUGUCGCAACAGCCAAUCCAGGAAUGGCCGGCGAGCAUUGCGCCAGAGGUGAUUAG